AUGAGAAACAAGCAGAGCGCUUCACGAACUGGCGAUCAUAUAAGUGUGUCGGGUGAUAAUGACAUGCACAUUGUCCCUUGUAUUGUUGAUCAGUGGAUGUUGCUUGACUCUCUGUUGGUCGAUCAUUUCGCGCUGCUGCUCAGUAACAUUCGUAUCCUGACCGCUUGUAUGCUUUGCACCUUGAAGAUGGCUCCUUCAUUGGUGGUUUGGGUGAGCGGCUAA
Aspergillus costaricaensis CBS 115574 is the source of this 222-nucleotide messenger RNA. RefSeq lists its product as uncharacterized. The coding region runs from base 1 to 222 and encodes 73 amino acids. The record is from RefSeq and is a predicted model, not a curated record. The transcript is spliced from 4 exons. Lineage: Eukaryota; Fungi; Ascomycota; Eurotiomycetes; Eurotiales; Aspergillaceae.